Molecule: messenger RNA, 1893 nt
Organism: Physella acuta
Lineage: Eukaryota; Metazoa; Mollusca; Gastropoda; Physidae
Product: putative ankyrin repeat protein RF_0381
Molecular function (GO): protein binding
Source: RefSeq, a predicted model, not a curated record
ACAAACAUGAACCAAGAGCUUGGUGUUGGGGAUAGCAUUGCAGACAAAUCAAGCGACUCCUCAGCAGUAACAGCUAAUGAUGUUUCUUUUGUAGAACAUCUGCUGAAAAAUGGGAUGGAUGUCAAUGUGAAGAAUCCUCAAGGUUUCACUCCCUUAAUGUUAGCGGCCUUUAAUGGUAACACAGAACAGAUUCUGGUUUUAUUAGAGCACGGCGCAGAUAUUGAUAUGAGAGAUGACACCGGCAUGUCAGCUUUUUUAAUUGCCGCGUUGCUAGGUGACGUUAAAAACAUGGAGGUUCUUGUCAAUAACGGGGCAGACGUCAAACAGAAAACAAAAGAAGGGAAAAACGCGUUGAUCUUAUCUUCAUAUGCUGGCCAUUUUGACGCUGUAAAAUACCUACUUGACAUUAAACUUAUUGAUGUUAACGGCGUCGAUAAUUUUGAUCUCACUGCACUGAUGUACGCCGCACAAAAGGACAAAGUUGAUGUUCUAAACUUGCUCAUAGAACAUGGGGCAGAUGUUAACAAGCAGAACAAUAGACAAUUUACUGCCUUACAUUUUGCUGCGCUUUACGGUAAGGACGAUAACAUCGACGCUUUAAUACAAGCCGGCGCUGACGUGAAUAUAAAGAUGAAUCUUGGUUACAGUGCCGUUCAACUUGCGGCACAUGAAGGCUAUGAGUCGAUCGUAAAGAAGUUACUGGACAACAACGCGGAUCUGAACAUGGAAGAAUUUCUCUCACAGAAGAUCCUCGUGAACAGCUUAAAGUGCCUGCAAAUGGGCGUGUACUUCCUGCUGCUCAGGUGGUCGGGGCCGUUUGCCAUUAUAAAUCACGUGCUUGCAUUGCUGAUCUACUUUGCGAUGUUUGUUUUUGUCAGCAUCAUUCGAUUCCACCUCAAUGUUUCUAACACGAAUCAUGUACCAAUAAGUGCUAGUAACUUCCGGUACAUCCUAUGGGCACCAGUCUAUGAUCCCAACUCGAGACUUCCAGGGCUUGCUUUCGGAGAUAACACCACACACAUAUCAAGUUCCUUUUUCGUUGCUGUCAGGGAGAAAAAUAAUAAAUUCUUAGAAUAUCUCUUGGACAAUGGGAAUGAUGUCAAUGUGAAGAAUCCUGACGGAUUAACUCCCUUGAUGAUUGCCGCCGAUUCUGGCAACACUGAAAUGGUUCAAUGUUUACUUGCCCACGGCGCCGAUGUUAACAUGACGGAUGGAAAUAAAAUGUCAGCGUUAAUGUUUGCAGCGUCUAGAGGUGACGUUAAAAACAUGGAGGCUCUCGUCAACAGCGGGGCGGACGUCAAACAGAAAACAAAAGAAGGGAAAAACGCUUUGAUUUUAAUGUCUACACUACGGCAAUCCAAAGCGGUAAAAUAUCUACUUGAUGCUAAACUUGAUGUCAACGCUACUGACGAGCACGGAAACACCGCGCUGAUGUACGCAUCACAGAAUGACAAUGUUGACGUUUUGAACUUACUCAUACAGUAUGGAGCAGAUGUAAAUAAGGUUGGCAAUGAUCAAUGUACAGCUUUACAUUUCGCUGGGUUCACUGGCCAAACUGCCAACGUUGGUGUUUUAAUUGAAGCAGGCGCUGAUGUGAACGCCAGACAAGUUGAUGGUCUGACCCCUGUUUUAAUUGCAGCCGAGCACCGGCACGAGGAGAUCGUGAGGAAACUGCUGGACAACAACGCCGAAUUGGAUUUAGAAGAAGACGUUGCUCAAAUUGUUCUUGCGAAAUGUAUGUGGAACAAUAACUUAGUUGUGUACGCUAUGCUGCUCCAGCGGGCUACUCGAAAGGCGCUCCUAAUGCACGCCUUUAUUCUAGUGAUGUAUUUCUCUGACUUUGUUUGUACCAGUGCCUUUAGGUUAUUUAUGAGAGCUGUUUCUUACGACUAA